Messenger RNA from Puma concolor (puma), 1051 nucleotides. Lineage: Eukaryota; Metazoa; Chordata; Mammalia; Carnivora; Felidae. The record is from RefSeq and is a predicted model, not a curated record.
UUCCCAACCCCUCCGAGUGUCGCCAUGGCCCCAACUCUGCUCCUCGUCCCUGCUGCCCUCGCCUCUUUCAUCCUGGCUUUUGGCACCGGAGUGGAGUUCGUGCGCUUUACCUCUCUUCGGCCACUUCUUGGAGGGCUCCCGGAGCCUGGGGGUCCGGAUGCCCGCCAAGGAUGGCUGGCUGCUCUGCAGGACUGCAGCAUCCUUGCCCCCCUGGCUUGGGAUCUGGGUCUCCUGAUACUAUUUGUGGGGCAGCACAGCCUCAUGGCAACUGAGACAGUGAAGGCGUGGAUGUCUCGAUAUUUUGGGGUUCUUCAGAGGUCACUGUACGUGGCAUGCACUGCCCUGGCAUUGCAGCCCCUCAUCCUUUCCCAGUUGGUGAUGCGGUACUGGGAACCUGUACCCAGAGGCCCUGUGUUGUGGGAGGCUCGAGCUGAGCCAUGGGCCACCUGGGUGCCCCUCCUCUGCUUUGUGCUCCACGUCAUAGCCUGGCUCCUCAUCUUCAGCAUCCUUCUCGUCUUUGACUACGCCGAGCUCAUGGGCCUCAAACAGGUAUACUACCAUGUGCUGGGGCUGGGUGAGCCUCUGGCCCUGAAGUCUCCCCGGGCUCUGAGACUCUUCUCCCACUUGCGCCACCCAGUCUGUGUGGAGUUGCUGACAGUGCUGUGGGUGGUGCCCACCCUGGGCACUGACCGCCUCCUCCUUGCUCUCCUCCUUACACUCUACCUGGGCCUGGCUCACGGACUUGACCAGCAAGACCUCCGCUACCUCCGGGCCCAGUUACAAAGAAAACUCAACCUGCUCUCCCGGCCCCAGGAAGGUGAGGCUGAGUGAAGAGCUAGCCUGGUUCCAAGCCCUGCACUUCCUCUCCUUUAACAUCCAGGCCCUGGCUGCUUCAGACCAGAGGCCCAAAUCUAUGGACUGAAGGGGCUGUCCCUUCCCUUGUUUGAGCCUCCACUCCUUGGGUCCAGCUCCAUACCCUAAAUUUUGAGUUUCAACCACUGGACCUCCAAGAUCUCACCAGCCAGGAAAAGGAGGUGGGAAACUUAUGUCU